AUGUCUACAAUUAGAUGGGUAGAUUUAUUGUCAAGCGAAUCAAACUUUUCACAUUCCAUAGCUAAUAAUGAUGAUAUCAAUGAUCAAUUAAAAAAAAAAAAAAUAAAUAAUAAAAAAAAUGAUUUAAAUAAUAGUUUCUUAAAUUCUUAUAAUGGUGAUUUAGAUAAUAGUAAUGUAGGAAUAAAUUUAAAAAUAAAAAAUAUGUGUAUAACAGAUAACAAGGAAAAAAAAGGAGAAUUUGCUGAUACCCAAACAAAUAAAAACGAUAAUGUAAAUAAAAUAAUUAGUAAUAAUGAAAAAAAAAAUAUAGAAAAAGAACCAAAGGAUAACAAAGAAAUUAACGGUAAUCAAUUAUUACAUAAAGAUGACAAUGCGAAUGAUUAUGAGUUGGACAAUAAAAUAAAAUGUAAAAUGAAUGAUGAAAAAAAUGAGGAAAGAGUGACUAAUAACAAUAAUUCUAAUAAAAUACAUAAAGAAAAAAUUGAACAAAUAAAUGAAAAAAAUGAAAAUAAAGACCUUAAUGUUUAUAAUAAUAAAGAUCCAAAUAUUGUUUCUAAAGAUAAAAAUAAUAAUAAUUCCAAUUAUGUUUCUAAAAUGAAUAAAAAAAAGAAUUCUUCUAAUUCAUCUGAUUCUAAAGUAAACAAAAAUAAGAAAAUUAUAAACGUUCCCUUAGAUCAAAAAACAGUAAAAAAUUCUUUCUUUUCUAAGUAUAUCAUAGAAAAAAAAGGAAAGAAAAAUGGAGAUAACAAUCUAGAUGAAUCAAAUUCAGUUGCUACUCCUAAAAACGUAAAUAAAAAUAAAAUAAUUGAAGAAAAUGAGAACAACAGUUUAAUUAAUAAUGUAGAGAGUCAAAAUGCAGAUACUAUUUCUAAAUGUAAAAAAAGAAAAGAUAGGAAUUUAAAUAUUGACAAUAGCAUUUCUAAAUUUGAUUAUACUCAAUCUCAUGAAGUAACAGUUGAUGAAAAUAAUAUUCCAUUAAAUCCAACAAAAAAGGUGAAAAAUAGAUUAAAGGAAAAUGUAAAUGACAAUAAAAAAAGUAGAAACGAUGAUGAUAUUAUUUCUAGUGACUUCAGUAAAAAUAAUGAAAUGAAAACAAAUUUAAAAGGAUUAGAUCUCAAUAAAAAAAUAUCUGAAGAAGAAAAGAAUAAUAAUAAUAAUUUUAAAAAAAUAGAUAAAAAUAACAGUAUCAUGGAUCCCUUUAAUAAUAUGAUUAAUAAAAACAUAAAUUUAGAAAAAUUUAAUAAUUUCAAUAAUAAUUUUAUUAGUUACAUAGGAGAUAUAAGAAAUAAUUUUAAUGAAUCAUUAAAUAAUGUAAAUAGUAAUCGAGUAAGUAGUCGCUUAAAAGAAAUAGCCGUUGGAAAAUCAACAAAAGAAUAUAAAAAUUAUGUUAAGCUUGUAAGAUAUGAUGAAAGAAUGGAAGAUGAUCCAAGUACACCUAAUGCAUAUGAAAAUAUAACCAAUGCAAAAUUUCAAGCAAAAUACAAUUUAUGGAGAAAAAAAUUGCAUAAAUUUGAUACAAUAAAUUAA
This is a messenger RNA of Plasmodium relictum, 1527 nucleotides long. Its product is annotated as conserved Plasmodium protein, unknown function. Gene Ontology annotation, cellular component: cytoplasm; histone pre-mRNA 3'end processing complex. Gene Ontology annotation, biological process: mRNA 3'-end processing by stem-loop binding and cleavage; mRNA transport. The transcript has 2 exons. NCBI's taxonomy places the organism in Eukaryota, Apicomplexa, Aconoidasida, Haemosporida, Plasmodiidae. The record is from RefSeq and is a predicted model, not a curated record. Bases 1 to 1527 code for a protein of 508 amino acids. Gene Ontology annotation, molecular function: mRNA binding; histone pre-mRNA stem-loop binding.